AUGGAUAAAUUUCUACUGCACCACUUUUUUUCUUUUGCCGAGACGAGAUUACCAAACAGGAUCAAAGAUAACAUCCAGUCGCUAAAACAAUUAAGCGAUCUACGAUAUCCCAGUGAAUGGUUCCCGGAAGCAAGACAGAUGCAAAGGUCAAUUUUCCUUCAUGUCGGACCAACUAACAGUGGAAAAACAUACAAUGCAUUGAAGAGACUCGCAGAAGCAGAGUCUGGUAUCUACUGCGGUCCGCUUCGCUUGCUGGCACAUGAAAUUUACAACAAAAUGAACGCACAAGGCAUAGGAUGCAAUCUUAUCACUGGCGAAGAAAAGCGAGAGGUGUCUCCCGAUGCAACACUAACUAGUUCAACCAUUGAAAUGGCCAACUUGGGACGGCCGCUGGAGGUUGCAGUGAUUGAUGAAAUUCAGAUGAUUGCGGAUCCACUGCGUGGUUGGGCUUGGACACAGGCAUUGUUGGGCUUAAAAGCGAAGGAGAUCCAUCUGUGUGGCGAAGCUGCUGCUGUACCAUUGGUCCAGGAGAUAUGCAAGACCCUCAAUGAAAAGGUCACUGUUCACGAAUACAAUCGUCUCACACCUGUCAAAGUCUUGGAUAAAUCCUUAUCCGACUGGAGCCAGGUGCGCAAAGGCGACUGUGUGGUGUCAUUUGCGCGCAACUACAUCUUUGAAGUCAAGGAAAAGAUUGAGAAAACCACAGGUCUAAAAUGUGCUGUUGUUUACGGCGGAUUACCUCCUGAAACUCGCGCUAUGCAAGCGCAAUCGUUCAACGACCCGAACAAUGAUAUAGACGUCCUUGUUGCAUCUGAUGCAGUUGGCAUGGGCUUAAACCUGAACAUCAAGCGCGUUGUCUUUUCAACAGUCAAAAAGUUUGAUGGCGAAGAGCUUCGCUAUAUCAGUACUCCACAACUCAAGCAAAUUGGCGGCAGAGCAGGCCGAUUUGGUACAACUUACGCAUCUGGAGAAGUAACAACUAUGAUUUCUGGAGACCUUGAAUAUGUUCAAGAAGCGAUGUCUGCGCCAAUCACUUAUCUUAAGCGAGCAGGUUUACACCCAACAGUCGACAUUUUCGAGCUCUUUGCGUUACAAAUGCCUAAAGAGAAGUUCUCUUCACUGUUGGAAAAAUUUGAAGAUUUUGCAUCGCUCCAGGGCACAUACUUUUUGUGCAAUUUUAAAGAUCAAAAGCAAAUUGCAGAGAUAAUUGAACAUGUUCCUCUCGACUUACGAGACAGAUACCAGUUUGUUAAUGCUCCUGUCAACUUGAGAAAUCCCAGCGUUGUCAAGGCUUUUAUAAAGAUGACGGAAAUGUACAGCAAUAUGGAACCUUGCGAUUUGAACGACAUGGCAACUCUUCCACGGAACCCUGUAAAAAGUCCUGAAGAGCUUAAACUGCUAGAAGGCUCCCACAAAAUCAUCAUGCUUUAUAUGUGGCUCAGGUAA
Molecule: messenger RNA, 1446 nt
Organism: Zychaea mexicana
Lineage: Eukaryota; Fungi; Mucoromycota; Mucoromycetes; Mucorales; Lichtheimiaceae
Product: P-loop containing nucleoside triphosphate hydrolase protein
Exons: 8
Coding region: 1-1446 (481 amino acids)
Biological process (GO): RNA catabolic process; mitochondrial RNA 3'-end processing
Cellular component (GO): mitochondrial degradosome
Molecular function (GO): RNA helicase activity; ATP binding
Source: RefSeq, a predicted model, not a curated record